AUGCUCUCGCUUGCCCCAGAGCUCGUCCUUCAAAUCCUUGAAGAGGCCUACUGGUCUCAGUUUGGGGCCUAUACUCUUUCACAAGCUGCUCUUGUCUGUAGCUCGUGGAGGUCUCUAUCCCAAGAGGUUUUAUUUCGCAAUGUAGACCUCACGCGCACCCCCGAGUCACGAGCAUCAGCGGCUCGUGCUGCACCGGGCAUUCGCUUGGCUGCAUCUGGUCCCUCGCAUGCAGUCAGAGACACCAAGGCUCAGCCUGUGUCCGAGGCCCGCGCCUCUCGCCUUCGCCUGCUCGCCGCGCUUGCUCCUCCCUCUGCGCCCACUCCUCGCUCCCAACGGGCCACUAUGUCCUUUUUCAACGCAAUCCAGAUGUACUCAGCAACUCCAUCCAAUCAUGCUGCGCGUUUAUCGUCACUUGUCCGCUCUGUACAUGUCGUGGUCUCCCGAUCUGACGACUGCCAAUGCGGAGGCGUUCAUCUCGGAGGAAUUUGUCCCAAGCCUUGUUCGGCAGCAUCGCCAUCGCCUUGCGGCGCCAUCACUGAACGAGAUCUGGCUUCAUUGCUCCAAAGACUACCACGCCUGCAAAGUGUUCACAUUAUUCUCGAUCGCAUUACCUCUUUUUCACCGUUGUUCAUCGAUACCCUCCAUUCCAACUCCACCAUCACGACGCUCAGCAUUCACGUACGGAAACGGUGGCACUCGCGUACUCUCGCCCCUAACUCCCUCAACAAUGCGAUCCAGGGAUCUGGUAUUACUCCAGCCAACUCGGUCGCCGAUGAAAGUUCGGAUGUGGCCGUUUUCCAGCUUAUCCACGCCCUAGCGCCCAACCUGGAUGUGCUGGCCCUCGAAGGGGAACUUCCGCGUGAUCCUCCCGCUGACCCAUCCGUCCCCACGAUCCACGAUCGUCGACCAUCUUUGAUGCAUUCAUUGGACUCUGACGAGGUCACAACCGAACCCGCCCCAGAGUGUUCGCUUCGUGAGUUGAUCUGGCGUGGUAAACUCCCACCAUCUCCCGCACUUCUCGCUUGGUUGCUGAGCGCCAAAGCAAAGGGAGCCUCUGCCAUCAGAAAACGAUCGAGAUUGGAGGUUUUAGAGUUGUGCCAUCUUCCCCCACCAGAUGCGCUUGCGGAGCUGCUGCGAGAGCACGUCUCAACCCUUCAGUCGCUAAGGCUCCACUAUUUCGAGGCCGCUCACGUAGAUGUAGUUCGGCAGCUUUUAGGACGGGGUUCUCCGGCUACCCCAGCUUUAGGGGCUCGAAAACAAAGCGCUUUCCCUUCAAAGGGAAGGUUGCGCGAACUUGUGCUCCAUAAGCAGUGCUCGGUUGCUCCAGACAUCCUCCGUGCUAUUCAGGCACAGCACGUUGCCGUAAACCAGCCUUGCAAUAAGACUAUACAAGUGCUCCAAGGAUCCAGCGAGCAUGGUUUCAAGCGGGUUACUAUUGCGGGGGGUAAUGAGGAGGCUAGCGAACGAGUGCGCUUGGCAUGCGAGGCAGACGGUGUCGCAUUCCGGAGUGUUCGUGCGCUGGCGCCAGUUUGGUAA
Rhizoctonia solani is the source of this 1536-nucleotide messenger RNA. Its product is annotated as F-box-like protein. The record is from RefSeq and is a predicted model, not a curated record. The coding region runs from base 1 to 1536 and encodes 511 amino acids. The transcript has a single exon. NCBI's taxonomy places the organism in Eukaryota, Fungi, Basidiomycota, Agaricomycetes, Cantharellales, Ceratobasidiaceae.